This is a messenger RNA of Thlaspi arvense, 1293 nucleotides long. The record is from the annotation of a GenBank genome assembly. Lineage: Eukaryota; Viridiplantae; Streptophyta; Magnoliopsida; Brassicales; Brassicaceae.
AUGUUUGGACUGCUCGAAGACGAGAUCUGCUCUGUCUUCAAACGCUUUCCUCCAUGCAUUGGAUCAUCUGCAGAGACUGUGAAGAACAAGACUGAGUUUCUGGUUAAGGAGAUGAAUUGGCUAAAAAAGGCCGUGAUUGUGUUCCCUCAUGUAUUUGGAUACAGCUUUGAGAAGAGGAUUGUACCGAGGUGUACUGUAAUCAAGGCUCUCAUGUCUAAAAGAUUGCUCGGAAGUGAACUUCCUCCAAUGUCGUCUGUUUUGUCGUGUACUGAUCAGAUGUUCUUAAAAAGGUCUAUCGAGUUACAGAAAUGGUGUAAUUGGAGUGUUUCAGUGAAGCUUGCGCAAAAUGUAUUCUCUGUUUUUUCCAUUUCCAUCUCCUCUGCUUCUACUGUAAGCCAUAAGGAUGGUCGAAAAGGGAAGACUUUCACUGUCUCUUACCUCGUUGAUACAUUGGGUCUAACUACAAAACUCGCGGAAUCAAUCUCGAGGAAAGUCAGCUUUGAGAAAAAGGGCAAUCCAGAUUCCGUUCUGAAUCUUCUUAAUGGUUAUGGCUUCACAGAUUCUCAGAGGUUUGAAGCUUCUCUCAAGAAAGUGGUUGACAAGGGCUUUGAUCCAACGAGCUCAAAGUUUGUGCAAGCUCUCCACGUUGUGUACCGAAGCAGUGACAAAACGAUUGAAGAAAAAGUCGAUGUCUAUAAAAGGCUAGGCUUCGCUGCGGGAGAUGUAUGGGAGAUGUUCAAGAAAUGGCCUUUCGCUCUGAAGUUCUCGGAGAAGAAGAUAACUCAGACGUUUGAAACCCUCAAGAGGUGUGGUCUGCUCGAGAACGAGGUCAUGUCAUUGUUGAAGAGGAAUCCUCAGUUCAUACGCAUUUCAGAGGAGAACAUAGUGAGCUCUGUUGAAACGCUUAUGGGUCUAGGAUUCAGCAGAGACGAGUUUGCGUUGAUGAUCAAGCGCUAUCCUCAGUGCAUUGGCUUUUCUGCAGAGACGGUGAAGAAGAAGACCGGGUUUCUGGUGAAGAAGAUGAAAUGGCCACUAAAGUCCCUGGUUUCGCAUCCUCAGGUGUUUGGAUACAGCAUGGAGAAGAGGAUUGUACGGAGGUGUAAUGUAAUCGAAGCUCUCAUGUCCAAAGGAUUGCUCGGUGACGGAAGUGAACUCACUCCAAUGUCGUCUGUUUUGGCGUGUACUGAUGAGACGUUCUUAAACAGGUAUGUGAGGAAGCACGAUGACAAGGAGCUUGUGCCUGAGCUGAUGGCCAUCUUCACAAGAGUUCAUAAGGCAGGCCUAGAACAAUGA